Messenger RNA from Penaeus chinensis, 5371 nucleotides. RefSeq names its product guanine nucleotide-binding protein G(s) subunit alpha-like. The coding region runs from base 1 to 1248 and encodes 415 amino acids. Gene Ontology annotation, cellular component: heterotrimeric G-protein complex. Gene Ontology annotation, molecular function: G protein-coupled receptor binding; GTPase activity; guanyl nucleotide binding. The record is from RefSeq and is a predicted model, not a curated record. Gene Ontology annotation, biological process: adenylate cyclase-activating dopamine receptor signaling pathway; sensory perception of chemical stimulus. The transcript has 6 exons. Lineage: Eukaryota; Metazoa; Arthropoda; Malacostraca; Decapoda; Penaeidae.
AUGACGGUGCGUGAUCUCGGCUCGAGGGAAUCGCGCCUUCCCGUGGGUGCCUUGACAUCGCGGAGGACCUCGCGAGGGCCGUUGGCUUCCGAUGGGACGGGGGUUUCGAGGCUGAUGUUUCGAAAUGGUGAUGAGAUACGGAUUAUCUCGUCCACCAUUCCUUAUUUAUCCCUCAUUAUAUCUCAACACAAUUAUAUCUUUGAUCAUAUCUCAUCGCGAUCAUAUCUCGGAUUAUCUCACAUUAUAUCUCACCACGAUUGUAUCUCAUUAUAUCUCACCACGAUUGUAUCUCAUUAUAUCUCACCACGAUUGUAUCUCAUUAUAUCUCACCACGAUUGUAUCUCAUUAUAUCUCACCACGAUUGUAUCUCAUUAUAUCUCGCCAGUAUUAUAUCCGUCAUUAUAUCUCGCUAGUACUAUAUAUCUCGUUAUAUCUCACCACGAGUGUAUCUCAUUAUAUCUCGCCAGUAUUUUAUCUCUCAUUAUAUCUCGCCAGUAUUAUAUCUCUCAUUAUAUCUCGCCAGUAUUUUAUAUCUCAUUAUAUCUCAGCAGGAUCAUCAUCUUACCCGCUGCCUCUCUCUCUCUCCCCCGCAGUUUCCUCGACCGCGUACACAUAGUCCGGCAGAACGACUACACCCCGACGGAACAAGAUAUUCUGCGGUGUCGAGUCCUCACCUUAGGCAUUUUUGAGACAAGAUUUCAAGUAGAUAAAGUUAAUUUCCAUAUGUUCGACGUGGGCGGUCAACGCGACGAGAGGCGGAAGUGGAUCCAAUGUUUCAAUGACGUCACGGCCAUCAUCUUCGUCACCGCUUGUUCCUCCUAUAACAUGGUCCUCCGGGAAGACCCCAGUCAAAACCGGCUGCGGGAGUCGUUAGAUCUCUUCAAAAGUAUAUGGAACAACAGGUGGCUACGCACAAUCAGCAUCAUCCUGUUUCUAAACAAGCAAGACCUCCUGGCCGAGAAGAUCCGGGCUGGGAGGAGCAGGUUAGAAGAUUCUUUCCCUGACUUUGCUCGGUAUCAGACCCCACUCGAUGCUACCGUGGAACCAGGAGAAGAUCCAGAGGUGGUGCGCGCAAAGUACUUCAUCAGGGAUGAAUUUCUAAGGAUAAGCACGGCAAGUGGUGACGGCAAGCACUAUUGCUACCCUCACUUCACAUGCGCCGUGGACACGGAAAACAUCCGCCGAGUGUUCAAUGACUGCAGGGACAUAAUACAAAGGAUGCACCUCAGACAAUAUGAACUUUUGUGAUGGCCAGUAGGUGUGGGUACUGCGGGCGGCAACAGUAUAGCUCCGUGCGAGCGAGCGAGGCAGGCAGGCUGGGUGGAAUGGGGCGGGGGAUCCGGGAGGACGGAGUGACCCUCCCCGUCUAGUCUCCUCAGAGGAUGGUUCUCGCUCCCUCAGGACUUCCUCCCCCCCUCUUCGCCCGCUAAAGCUCCUCCUGCGCCUCAAGCAUGGCACAACAUCAACUUUCCUCAACCCAGUUUUUGGUUUAGGUCCUCGUUUUGUUUUCUUACAAAAAAUAAAAUAAAAAAAGAUAUGAACGCUACAAUGUGAUUGUAGAUAUAGAUCAAUGGUAUCCCCUCCCCUGCCCCUGGCCCCCUGCCCCCAUCCUUGCCCCUUUCCUUUUCCCCUUGUCCCUCCUCCCUCACCCACUCCCUUCACCCCCCAAAUAUGGAAGAUCUCUAUAUAUUCAUGAAAUAAAUCUUCUCUUGCUCUAUCUCUCCUGGAUGUGUGCAGUGGCUGCCCCAAGCCACUGCUCCACAGGACUCUCUUGUGAUGCAAAUUCAAGCUCAAAAUCUUUCUCAACUUCUUAACCACGGAGUACUGACUGCUUCACAGUACUCCGUGGUCAAGUUUCUCCCACUCUCACUUCCCCCACUCUUUUCUCUCAGAAACAUUAUGGCCUCUCCUCUGAGCAAUUAGCGGAACUCUCCUUUUUUCCCCGUGAUAGAUAUCGAUACCUUGGAUGAUGAAACUGGGAUACUUUUACAUGGACAUACAACAGAAUUGUUCCAAACGUAGACUACUUAGCGCGUGAUGUAUCCUUGUCAAGCAUAUUCACCCCUCCCCCCCCCCCCCCUUUCCUCCUCCAGCCCCUGUUCUACCUUUGCUCCCUGCCCCUUCCUCUCCCCCCACCCCCUCCCCUCCCCCAAUCAUCGGACUACCUUUGCCGUUUAUCCCCCCCCCCCCCCCCCACCCACAGAUGAUCUAGUUUCCACCACAAUGCCACAUUGGACUCCUAGCCCCCCCCCCCUCUUUCAGUCCCUCCCCCUCCCCCUCCCUCUCCCCCUCUCCCUCCCCCUCUCCCUCUUUCUCUGUGUCCUACUCUUUUCUUCGUCCUUCUUCCACUUUAUCUCUUUCUGUUCCCCCCCCUCCCCCUUCCCCCCCCCCCCCCCCCCAAGCCCACUUGGAUCUACUGUAUGUGCCCUGUUUUCCACUCCCCCCUCCCCCUCCCCCUCCCCCUUCCCAUUUCCCAGUUUAGCAACUGCCCAACUCUUCAAAGUUAGGAGUAUUGUCAAUUGAUUGUGUGCAAAAUUAAAAAAAAAAAAUCUCUUGAUUUAGAAGUCUUGUUUCACAAAAAAUAAAAAACCUUAAAAAAAAAAAAAAAAAAAAAAAUGUUCUGUCUCAUGCUUUUGGUGUCCAUAUUUUUUGCUAAUUUUAUAAAUAUAUAUAAUAUAAUAAUAUAAUAUAAUAUAUAUAUAUAUUAUGUUGGUGGUAUGUGAGCCUAUAUUUAUGUCGGAGGGCGUGGAGUGCGCUCAAAAUCUUCGCCCUGUCAGUCUGUCGUAGGCCUGGCAAUUUUAUGAGUUUUUAUCUAUUUCUAUUUAUUUUAUCUGUCAAACACACCAGAGAACUGCUUUUGUGACUCUUUGCUUUUGUGGAAGAAAUCUCAAUUAGAAGGAAUUUAUUUUGUACUUUUUUAAUUUAUUAAGUAAUAAGUGCAACCAAGUAGACUGGUGAUAAUUAUUUGUGUAGACGUGAAUGUGUUUUUAAAGACCCACCAAAUUGUGCUAUAACAACUGAGUUAUGGAUCAGUUUUUGCAACCAAAAAUUUUUUUUUUUUUCUCCCUCCCCCAAGCUUUACAAAUUUCACUACUGAGUAGUCUUUAAAAAAAAGAAAAAAAAAAUAAAUAAAAAUAAAAACUUGUGUUUCAACUGCUGGCACCUCUCUCUUCUGACCCUCAAGAGGCAUGUUUACAUCCAAUUCUCUUUGGUUCCAGUUCUUGCCGUGAGGCCACGCAGAUCUUGACCAAACCUCGGGAAGGAGCGGCCAUUUCACGCUAACUUUCUGAUAAUUUGUUUUAUUUGGUCUUUUGGUUUGCCUGUUCUUUAUCAUUGUUAUUACUCCAAUGGAUGUUUUUUCUUCAUUUAUAUUGCAAUUGUUGUAUUUUGGUCUGCAUUGCGUUGGGUGGCAGGAAGGCGAGAGGUGCUGGCAUACAGGAGGGCGUGAAUGAACCCCCCUCUCCCUAGCAGUGAGGAGUGGGAGCCCAACCGGUCGCCGCACGCCUUGGUUGCCUCACUCGGUUCCGGGCAGGAAAGGCGGCCUUGGCCUGGGCUCUCAAUCCUCCACGUGAUGUGCACGCUGUAUUGGCCAGCAGUGCAUUGGCAGAUGGCAGCAAAGGAGGCUGUCUUUGCUGUGCUGAAUGUAGGAGUUACGGAAAUGAAAAUGAGUACUAUACAUCUGUCAAAUGGUGACAAGUGAAAGAUUUUUUUUUUUUUUUCUUCUUUUUUCAUGUAUCUUCUUAUUUUAAUCCUUUUAUUUUCCUUGUCUUUUUUCAUGUUUUCCUGUGUAGGAUGAGGAUGUCUGAACAACUUUGUGGGAAAAAGAAGUUUACUUGAAAAGUGCCAAUAUUGUACCCUAGGCUGAGAGCAUAGGUGUAGCGGUGAGUUUGACGCACCAAUUGUGUGAGUUUGGGCGGUGGUGUUGGACGGCACCGGGUGGUGGUGUUGUCGCAGGGUUGGUGCCGUGAGUCACUGUGGUCAGUCUAGUUGGUGGCUGGGGGGAGGGAGCCAGGGCCCCCCGUGCUCCCUGGAGCCCAUGGCCCCUCCCAAACCGCCAGCCAUUCCGCAACAUGAUAGCCGUGGUAAUAUUGGAUUGUGGUUCUGAAGCCUGAUGGGUUACCCACAACCACAUCAAUAUCGUUUACCACGCACCUUAGUUAGGUGGCUACCGCUGUGGUCCCUCUACUUUGCCUGUACAAAUCCCUUGUUUAGUCUGCCCCCAGGGCAUAAACACCAGCUUGUGUUUUAUGUUAGAGGCUUGUGUAGUGCGCCUAGAACACCAGAUUGGUUUAGCUGCGCUUCAGUCCCAAAUAGUCUCCAGGGAGCAUCCCCCCCUCCCACCACCUCCACCUGCCCCUCCUCCCUUUGAGCUCCGCCCCUUCCUAGGGAUCCCGUUCUCCUGGCCUGCUCUCCAUGCCACGUUGCCUCUGCUGGCAUCCCAUGGCUGUCUCCCUGCCAUGCUGCCCCUUCUAGCUCUGCCCACUCUAUUCCCUACAGCCCCUCCUCCUGGUACCCCUCCCUCCCCCUUCCCAUCGCCCCUCCCCGGCCCCCGAGAAACCCUGCCGUGAUCCCCCCCCACCCCCCACGAGUCCCCAAGCCCUUUAUGGUUAGCAGGUAACGUUAAUGGCCUCCUGGGCUGAUAACCCCCUGCGACGUCCCACCCGUAGAGACCAAGCCCAAACUGGUAGCCAACUCAGGCGGGAGGGAAAUUCUGCUCGGAACUUGCCCCCCCAGCUUGAUCCUUCUAUCGUCACAAUCCUCCCCGUGUAGUUAUAACCUAUUAAAAAAGUGUUACAGAAAAUUAGAAUACCUGAUUUUAUGUAAUUGAAUGUGUUUAGUUAAUGUAUACCAGCUCUGUGUAUUGCUUUGUAUCAUGGCUAAAGUGUAGGCAUACCUCUGGUUUAACAGUGAAGCAACAAGAUCAGCUGCAGGAGUGGUGUGGGUGCGGGGCCAGUCGUCCUCCCUUUCCGACCCCUUCCCCGGGGGCUGUGGCCUGGCGAGCGUCAGGCCCCUUGGUCGGCUGUCCCCCUUGGGUCGAGGUGCCGCUUUUGGAGGUGCAGGGGCUCCGCACACCCCGGGGGCUGCCCGUGGGCUGCCAACUUGUCUCGUCUCCCAGUGUUGGUGGCCCACUCACCCCCAGCUGCCCCCGCAGGUAAGCCCGCCCCUGCACCCCCACUCAUGCACGCCCACCGCGCCCGCACCACCAUAACACGUGGAAGCGGUUACUCGGAUCCUGGGUUAACAUUACUAUCCUAGCACGUCAAAUAUAUAUUUCAGAAGUAUAUUUCAGAUGAAUUUAUUCAAAUGCUGCGUAAUGGUCACUGUAAAUUGUGUAAUUGUGAAUAAAUUUACAAUGUCUUAUUUACAAGAA